AUGCGACUGGUGGGAGGUCGCCAUCGCUGUGAAGGGCGGGUGGAAGUGGAACGGGACGGCCAGUGGGGCACCGUGUGUGAUGACGGCUGGGACAUGAAAGAUGUGGAAGUGGUGUGCCGGGAGCUGGGCUGUGGAGCAGCCACAGGGACACCCAGUGGUACUUUAUAUAAGCCAUUGGCAGAAAAAGACCAAAAAGUCCUCAUCCAAGGGGUCAGCUGCAGUGGGAUGGAAAGUGAACUGAUUCAUUGUGAGCAAGAGGAAGAUGUUUUUGAUUGCUCCCACAGUGAGGAUGCAGGGGCGAAGUGUGAAAUUCCAGAGACUGUGCGGCUGGUUGGUGGCCCUGAUCACUGCAAAGGGCGAGUGGAGGUGAAGCACCAACAGCAAUGGGGCACCGUGUGCAAAGCAGGCUGGAAUCUCUCAGCCGCGAAGGUGGUGUGCCGGCAGCUGGGGUGUGGGAGGGCCAUACUGACCCAAAGAUCCUGCAACAAGGAUACCCAGGGCCAAGGGCCCAUCUGGCUGAGUGAGGUGUCAUGCUCAGGACAAGAAGGAAACCUUCAGGAUUGCUCUUCUGGGCUCUGGGGGAAGAAUAACUGCACCCAUGAUGAGGACACAUGGGUUGAAUGUGAAGAUCCCUUUGACUUGAGGCUGGUAGGAGGAGACUCCCGCUGCUCUGGGAGACUGGAGGUGCUGCACAAGGGUGAAUGGGGCUCUGUCUGUGAUGAUGGCUGGGGAGAAAAUGAGGAACAGGUGGUGUGCAAGCAACUGGGCUGUGGGGAGUCAAUCUUUCUAUCUGCCAAAGCCCGGAGAAACUUUGGCCUUGGAGCUGGCCGCAUCUGGCUAGAUGAUGUUCAUUGCUCAGGGAAGGAGCAGUCCCUGGAGCAGUGUCGGCACAGGUUCUGGGGGUAUCACAACUGCAACCACAAGGAAGAUGUGGCCAUGACCUGCUUAGGGGAGCUGGUUGAAUUAAGUGCCUGGGGCACUGUACCAGAUUCUGACAUGGUUCACAUCAGUAACUGUAGCCUGGCCUUCUUGAUGCUUGACCUGAUCCCUGCAGGCCCUGAGUGUCUUUUGCUUUCUCCUGGGCCAGAAUGGCCUGGCAUGAGCACUGAGCCUGUAGGCUUAGCUACCACUCCCUCAGCCCCUCAGCAGGAAUCUGAACACUCUGCUUAUACUUUGCUCUCAGAGCCAAGCACCCCUAUCAUCGCCUGGAGAUAUGAGCUGUUGAAUUCUCUCUUGCUGGGGAAGAUGAGCUCCUAG
Balaenoptera ricei (Rice's whale) is the source of this 1257-nucleotide messenger RNA. RefSeq names its product CD5 molecule like (gene CD5L). The record is from RefSeq and is a predicted model, not a curated record. The transcript has 5 exons. Gene Ontology annotation, cellular component: membrane. Lineage: Eukaryota; Metazoa; Chordata; Mammalia; Artiodactyla; Balaenopteridae. The coding region runs from base 1 to 1257 and encodes 418 amino acids.